Messenger RNA from Aegilops tauschii subsp. strangulata, 486 nucleotides. The record is from RefSeq and is a predicted model, not a curated record. NCBI's taxonomy places the organism in Eukaryota, Viridiplantae, Streptophyta, Magnoliopsida, Poales, Poaceae.
AUGCCCGGCCCCGCGCGCCCGCCGCGGCUGCCCACCCCCGCUCAUCGCCGCGCCUCGCCGCCCGCGCGCCCCGCUGCCGCCGCGCGCGCGCUCGCCCACGCGCCAGCCACGUGCUCGCCGCAACCGUCGCCGUUCGCCCUGCGCACCCGCCGUGCCGGCCCUCCCCCUCUCGUCGCCGCGUCUCGCCGGCCGCGCGCCCCCGCAUGCCGCUGCGCGCGCUCGCCCAUGCGCCGGCUACGUGCCCGCAGCAGCCGUCGCCGCGCGCCCGCCCACGUCCGCCGGCAGCUGCUACGCCCGCGCCCGCUGCUCAAUAGGCCGCUCGCGCGCCGCUUCUCGCCACCCUGCCGCAGCCCUGCGUGCUCGCCGUCUGCCAGUCACGGCUGGCGUGGUCGGGAGGCUGGCGCUGGUUGGCCCGCCGGCGGGGAGGCAGGGAGGCCGUGCCCAUGCCCUGCUCCGGCGGCCGUCGACGCGGUGUGCAAGGAAUAG